AUGAGGUCAACAGAUAGUGCAGCCAAACGGAAGCCGAAGCCAGGAGACUGGGUCGAAAUUAACUCGAAACAAUUCGUGAAGAUCCAGUUCCUGUCUGCGGACGGAUUAUUCGUCGUAGGCUUUUUGCCUGCAGAUACAUCUCGGUCGAUUACGAUCGCACUAGAGCAGAUAUUUCGAGUCUCCAGCAGUAUAUGGCGCGUCAACUACCUCACAGAGUACCAAGCUUUGGAAUUAUCGACGAGUUAUCAACGCACCAAAUCUGACGUCUCUAGUGCAAACAACACGCGAAUCGGCAAGUUGCACCGCGACAGUGAAGCGUUUCAUCGCCAUGGAGCAGCACGCAACCAGGGGUUCCCCAACCAUUUCGUGACACCUCAAAUGCUGGAAAACAUGAAUCGCGAGCGGAACAACUUAACCCCGUCGUCAAGCCACACCAAACCGAUCGAGAUUUUUAGUGCCAACGACACUCUGGACGCCAACUACGUGCUCACAUCACCCGCUCAUAUUUCGGCUCAAAAUUAUUGCGCCGUCAGCUCGUUCCUCCAGCAACGGCGUCAGCCCAGAGGUUUGUGGAGCCCCAUGAAGCAGUGUGCACCCUACAGCGUCCUAACAAGCCCAGUACCGUCAAUGACCCACUCGUCAUCUCUCAACGACCUGAAGACCCCGCAGAAGGCAACGACAAUCGUCCAUUGA
Messenger RNA from Phytophthora nicotianae INRA-310, 693 nucleotides. RefSeq lists its product as hypothetical. Lineage: Eukaryota; Oomycota; Peronosporomycetes; Peronosporales; Peronosporaceae. The coding region runs from base 1 to 693 and encodes 230 amino acids. The record is from RefSeq and is a predicted model, not a curated record. The transcript has 2 exons.